This is a messenger RNA of Symbiodinium natans, 690 nucleotides long. The record is from the annotation of a GenBank genome assembly. Lineage: Eukaryota; Dinophyceae; Suessiales; Symbiodiniaceae.
AUGGGGCAGGCUCAGGGCGGCCGCUCGGGGCCUUCUGCACGAGGCCAGACUUGGCAGGCAUCCAACCUAAACGUCCCACUCGGGGCUGCUUUCCGCCUGCCACGGGGAGCCGGGCUUGGCCAUGAUGAAGACUCGUCGCCAGGCACUUGCACCAGUGCGACGGGACUCCUGAUGCAGGAGGAGGAGGGCCCGCUGCUCGUCACUGAGGCCAAGCGUGCAAAUCUUCCCCUGCAGCGCAGCCCGGCAGUCAGUCCGAGCCCUCGCAUCAUCGGCCGCAGCCAUGAUGCAGUGCAUCGUGGGACGGCGCAGGUCUUGGAGAGCGACAGCAGCAGCAGCAGUUCGAGUUCCAGCGGCAGCGAGAGCCAGCCUCUUACGGCGGAGAAGCAGCAGACAGGCACUGGCGCUGCAGCCCCGGACAAGUGGGAGGCCAUGGCUCAAGAACUCAGCUGCCUUGACGAUGAUGAACCGAUGCUGCCGCGGGGCCCCUUCGCGCAGCCACAGGGCGCCCGCGGCCUCCCAAAUCGAAGGAGUCGCGUGGAGGGCCGCGCCCGGAGCCAGAGCCGAGGCCACCUGAGCAGCUCGGAUAGCCGAGGGAGCGGCCGGAGCGUGCAAAGCGCACCCAGCGAGUCACCAACGUGGCGCGCGAAGAGCGCGAAGAGCUCUGCCUCCGGAAUGGUCAGCAGAGUGUAG